GUGUGUUUGUAACAUCAGUCAGACUGUUCACCUGGACCUGCUAACAUGCUCCGCUUCAGCCUCAGCAGCACUCUGUUGCUGGCAGCAACCUGUUUGCUCACAGCAGCAGGCUUUUCUAGAGCUCAGUCCCUCCCGCCAUACACUGCUGUGUCCACAGAGAGAGUCACCACCUGUGAUGACCGGAACAACGUCCAGCACCUGAGCUGUGGUUCAGACUACAGCGUGAUCAGUGUGCAGAAAGUUUUGUAUGGACGAGCAGACAAGGUGACCUGCAGUGAAGGCAGACCUGCAAACCAGCUUAGUGAUACAAAUUGCUCCCAGUUCGGCACUCUGCAGGUCAUCAAACAAAGAUGUGAUGGCAAGAAGGAUUGUGAAAUAAACACAAAUGUGGUUCAUACCGGUGAUCCCUGCUAUGGCACCUAUAAAUACCUGGAUGUCACUUUUACCUGCUUGCCACCAGUCCGCGCCAUUGCAUGUGAGCACUCUAUGGCACAUCUGCAGUGUGAUGAAGGGAAGGUCUUAUUUAUCUAUGGAGCUGAUUAUGGACGCCGUGAUAAGAACACAUGUGCUUUAGUAUCCGCCUUUUGGCGCCGAAAUCACCACUGUUCUAGACCCACAAGCAAAGUUGCUGAAAGCUGUAAUGGGAAAAGAAGCUGUAAAGUCAAAGUCAGCAACUCAGUGUUUGGAGAACCCUGUCGAGGCACCUUCAAGUAUCUGGAGGUGGCUUAUAGAUGUCAAUGCCUGGUGGCGAUGUACUUACUGAGGAACAGCUACCAUUGUCUGAGUGUGAAAAAUAAAGCUGCUAUCAACCAAAUCAGGAUAAACUGUGGCAAAGUGGUAGGAGUCACCCAGGCAACACUGUCUGAAAUGUUCCAGUCCCAAACCCUGCAGAAAGCCCAGUCUAUUCUUCUGGAUGACACUCACCCACUUUACACAGAAUCCCAAACCCUUCCCUCAGGUUCCCGUUUUAGGAGCCGACUGUACAAACGGGAAGGACCUGGAAUCGACAUUGUCUCAGCAGAUGGAGAAUCAGACUGUUCACCUGGACCUGCUAACAUGCUCCGCUUCAGCCUCAGCAGCACUCUGUUGCUGGCAGCAACCUGUUUGCUCACAGCAGCAGUUACAUCCACAGAGGGAGCUAUCACCUGUAGCAACAAGUCCAAUGACAAACACAGCUGCGUCCGCGCCAUUGCAUGUGAGCACUCUAUGGUGUAUCUGCACUGUGAUGAAGGGAAGGUGAUAAAUAUCCUUGGAGCUGAUUAUGGACGCCGUGAUAAAACCACAUGCUCUUUCGAACGACCCGCAUCUGAGGUCCAAAACGUCCACUGUUCAAGGCCCACAAGCAGUCAAGUUGCUGGAAGCUGUAAUGGGAAAAGAAGCUGUAGAGCCUUUGCCAGCAACUCAGUGUUUGGAGACCCCUGUUACAGCACCUACAAGUAUCUGGAGGUGGCUUAUAGAUGUCAAUAGUCUUCCUCCAAAUAAUCGACAUCAAUAAGACAUCUCAUCAUACAUGCUGGGAACAACCUGCAUUCAGUUUGUGAUGAAACAGAAGUCAUGAAGAAGACUCUUCUUCCAAGUACACCAUGUGGCCCAAAGUGUGUUGACA
This is a messenger RNA of Scomber scombrus (Atlantic mackerel), 1606 nucleotides long. RefSeq lists its product as uncharacterized. Gene Ontology annotation, molecular function: carbohydrate binding. The record is from RefSeq and is a predicted model, not a curated record. NCBI's taxonomy places the organism in Eukaryota, Metazoa, Chordata, Actinopteri, Scombriformes, Scombridae. The transcript has 17 exons. Bases 46 to 1467 code for a protein of 473 amino acids.